Messenger RNA from Amoebophrya sp. A120, 1329 nucleotides. The record is from the annotation of a GenBank genome assembly. Lineage: Eukaryota; Dinophyceae; Syndiniales; Amoebophryaceae.
CAGUUGUCGCAGCGCACGAACUGUGUUCGAAUGUUUUUUGACAUACGAGAGCUGAAACGCAAGUGGUGUGUUCUUGGAUACUCAAGGGAACGUGAAAAUGGAGAGCAGCUCUUUAAAUUUCAUCAAUUUUUACUCUACAUCCGAGUCCAUAUCAUCUAACCCUAACGCAACCUAGACCUCCUACACCUAUACAACACAAAGAAUUUGCUGACGGCGCCAUCGUGUCUUCGUGAAAGAGAAAAUCAUGUGAGGGGUACUUUUUUUGUUUGGGUUUUCAACAUGGAAACCGAUGCCAAAUAAUUUUGCAUCGGUUUUUUCUUGUUGACAGAUGAAGACCUCUAACUAUAAUAUCUACGAUUUCCAAUUCCAGAACGACCUGAUCGUUUCCUCGAAGCAAUAUAUCUGUUCACUAUGUCGACGAAGAUGCAGCGUGGCACUGGCGGAAAAUCCUCGCCAGUAGAGCCCACCGACGGGACAGAACACGGAGUGCCCUCGCCGGAUCUGUUAUGGUAUCUGCUCGGCUCCUUCACCGAUAAGGUUUCUGCCGCCCUUGUCUCUGCUUUCGAGGGUGCCGAAAAGGUCGUACUGCCAACCUGGGCCCUUCCAACGAUAGCGAUUCUCACGGUCCUCGUCGUGUUCCGGUGGCGAAUACUGGUUGGCAUUUUGUACGGUUGGACGUGGAUGAGACGGCUCAAGCGGAGUAUUUUCGGCGAUCCACUUGCUGAUCGUCUAAACAAACCAACCGCAGUGACCUUGCAGCCUGAAGAAACUGGGCUGCACCAGUUGGACGUCAAGAAGGGCACCUCUUCCGCGUCACAACAACAAACGUCGGCGGAAACCGCCGGCAGCCACGGCUCCCCAGGCAAAGAAAAACUGGAUUUGGGACAGAAGAUCAAAGCCAAGUGGAAAAAACUGAUCCAGAAAGAUAAGGAAGGAUAAACAUCUGCUAAAGUUGUACUUAGUUAUCACAACGGUAUUAAUCGGGGAUCGCUGGUCGCACAAAAAUAGCAGGCCGCGGCUUGUUCUUCGAAUAAAGAUUGCCGCGUCUCGCUACGGUUCGUUGCGGCUCGCUCCGGUCCUUUUCAGCCCUGCUCCGAUGAACUUGCAAUUCUUGCAAAAUUUCAAUUGGCAACGACAAGAAACCUAGUAAGUCUAUCCUGUCAUCAAAAAGAACGCGACCAGAGGCUUUCUUGCUCUGGCUGCUGAUGAAGCCUAAGUGUGAGAACGCGGAGAUGAUUUUCACCUGUGUACGUGACGAAGCUGCUUCGUGCACCGCGAUGUCGUUUCAACCGGUUCCUCGAAAGAGAUAUGUGAUAGAUGUGAUUCCUC